AUGCAAAUGUUUAUAUUUAACGGAGAUGUGGUUGUUGCAAAAGCGAAUAGGCGGGCGUUGUUUUAUGUCCGGUCACAUGCCCGUUGGCACAGAUUUCGAAUGAAAUUCGAGCGCAACUCGUCGACCAUCUUUGGGCGAAUCGGCGCGUCGACCUACUUCAACCAGCCUCUCGCAGGCUGUUGCGCCUCGCAGCGUAGCGUAUAA
Dicrocoelium dendriticum is the source of this 204-nucleotide messenger RNA. The record is from the annotation of a GenBank genome assembly. Lineage: Eukaryota; Metazoa; Platyhelminthes; Trematoda; Plagiorchiida; Dicrocoeliidae.